UGGGUCGAGCUAAGUGGGUUAUAUAAUAGAGGACAGGUUCGAUUCCUGACAGCGCUACUUGGUAGUCUCUAUUGUUUAGUCUAUCUGCUAGUUGGGUACCAAGCUUCACAUGGGUAAGAAGAUACCGUAGGUAAGGUAGCUAUGAUGGUCAAGGUUAACGAAGUGCGCGGACCUCUCGUAGACAGCACCCCGCCUGGCCCCUUUACGGAGCCAGCUUGUAGGUCCAUGGCACAAAGGGUAGGUUCGGCUAAUGUGCGACUCGCACACCAGUAGCUGCACAUGCGCUAUAUUCGCAUGUCGGAUCAGCACAACUGCCGGAAUAAAGAGUUGCUCAUGUGACCCUUAACGCUACAAUUAUAAAGAAUAAUACACGAGACCCUUAUAUAACGCAGGUAGAUAGGGGAAGCAGUGAUAAAAACCAUCUUCCUUUUUCACACUUUGCUGCUUUACCGCCGCUAACUUCGCCCACCUCCAGGACAUACCAACCUUUUAGGCAAGUCCAGAUCAUCUAGUUGUAGUAAGAACAGUCUCGGGUUUUUGCACGACAGGCAACGGACCGUCUUCAUCUUCGCGCCCAACGAAGCUGUCUGUGGUCCCAAUGUCUAUUUUCGAGAAAUUAGCAUUUGUUGUCAGCAUUGGAAAACUGCUGGUGCGAUAUUUUGCAAACCUGCUUUCGGACAUCGUUCGGCCGAGGGAAACACUGGCUUCAACUCUCUACCGUCACGUCCAAUACACCAAAGUCCGAGCGAUUACAGAUUCUCUGUCCAUCCGGCAGAUACAAGCCAUUAGUCCUCCUACGGACGACGUCUACCUCCAGCUCUGCAAGCGCUACCUCGUGUCCCCUGAGAGUGUGAUCCUUGAAGAUGGCACCCAUGCGCACUGGAUUGGGCCUAGCUCUGCGCGCAAAGUUAUCAUCAACUUUCAUGGCGGGGGUUAUGUGCUCCCUGCAAGCGAAUUCAUGAUGGAUUAUAUGUUCAGGCUCCAGGCCCUCGUCAGUUCAUCUGCCAAGCCAGUCGCAAUACUCUUCCUCUCCUAUGACCUGAGUCCCGCAGCACGCUAUCCACGGCAACUCACACAGGCCGUCGCCCUCCUUCGGCACGUAGUUGAGGUCUUGCACAAAGCCCCCGAAGACAUCAUCCUGACCGGAGACUCUGCGGGCGGGAACCUCGCACUAGCACUGCUCUCGCAUAUCUCAUCCCCCCACCCUGCUAUCCCACCUUUGAGACUUGCGAGCAAGUUGCGUGGUUUGGUCCUUGUGUCGCCUUGGGUGUCCUUCCGAUUGAACGAGCCCUCUUGUAUCAGGAACGCGCGCAAAGACCUCCUGUCGAUUGCGACGUUGAAGCGGUGGGCCGAGGCUUUCAUGGGGACGCCGUCACCGCACACGGACUCGGUGGAUUGCUACAAUCAACCAGUCACUGCCCCAGCGGGGCACUGGAAGGACUUGAUGGCCGAGGAAGUGUUGAUUUUAGGUGGAGAGGAUGAGGUACUGUUGGACAGCAUUGUGCAGCUAUCCCAGAAAAUGGACUCGGCGCUGGGCCCGGAGAGAGUGACCGUUUUAAUCACAGAGGGAGAGGCUCAUGACAUGCCAAGUCUGGAUCUUCAGUUUGGGCUUGGGGUUUCUGGGGAGCAAGCGAAACGCAUGGGGAAUUGGAUAGCUAGAAGAGUGUGAAGAUAAGAAAAGAUGCCUCGAGUAAUCGCAACUGUUACUUCCCCCCCCUGCUCUGCCGUGUAAAUAAUCACGUGUUUACAACGAUUCUUAUUCUCGUCUGCAUUUUUCC
Messenger RNA from Durotheca rogersii, 1778 nucleotides. Its product is annotated as Alpha/Beta hydrolase protein. The transcript is spliced from 4 exons. The record is from RefSeq and is a predicted model, not a curated record. NCBI's taxonomy places the organism in Eukaryota, Fungi, Ascomycota, Sordariomycetes, Xylariales, Xylariaceae. The coding region runs from base 599 to 1669 and encodes 356 amino acids. Gene Ontology annotation, molecular function: hydrolase activity.